Mugil cephalus (flathead mullet) is the source of this 737-nucleotide messenger RNA. RefSeq names its product mitochondrial ribosomal protein L41 (gene mrpl41). Gene Ontology annotation, molecular function: structural constituent of ribosome. Gene Ontology annotation, biological process: translation. Gene Ontology annotation, cellular component: mitochondrial large ribosomal subunit. The transcript has 2 exons. The coding region runs from base 4 to 552 and encodes 182 amino acids. Lineage: Eukaryota; Metazoa; Chordata; Actinopteri; Mugiliformes; Mugilidae. The record is from RefSeq and is a predicted model, not a curated record.
CGUAUGUACGUACGUUUUAGUAUCUCGUAUUGUGAUUGGUGGUUGUUUUUCUCUUUCAGCCUAUCACUGAGCGUUUCAUUCGGCAGUGAGGCACGUUACGUCCAUUGGACUAAUACUGGAUUGUGGACUCAAGAAAGUGGCAGCAUGGGUGUGUUAUCCACGCUGAUGAGGGGACUCGUCCGAGGCGCUGACAGAAUGUCUGAGUUCACCAGUAAGCGAGGAUCAAACACUCAUUAUAAAGGCAGGGGAUCAAGACCUGCUGGACUGAACCUUUCCAGCGGAAAAUUCAUAGCCAUUCGAGCCAUGAUUCCUGAAUUUGUGGUGCCUUCGUUGGAAGGAUUUAAACUCAAACCGUACGUUUCAUAUCGUUCCCCAAGAGGGACGGAACCUCCAGUCACAGUACAAAGUCUGUUUGAUGAGGCCGUGGCUCCUCAGAUCAAGGCAGACUUUGAAGAGGGCAAAUUCAGCAAAGACCAGCUGGAGAAGUAUGGAUUUGAGCCUACGCAGGAGGGGAAGCUCUUCAAGCUGUAUCCCAAGAACUAUGUGCGUUAAUGAUGGUCCCAGUGUGUGAUGCAUUUACCAAGAAAUGACACUGCUGAGACUGAAAGCUGCAGAUGAGCAGAUAAGAUGUAAAAGACACUGUCAAUUACAAUCUGCUUCUUCAAAGCAAUUCUGUUUUUUGAUAACAAAAUAACUGUUAAUACUGACAAAAUAAAUCGUCAAGUGUAUAAUCCAUA